CCCGCGAGGGCCCCAUUCCAUGUUCCCAAGCAAGGUCCGCUUCCCAGCCGAAGAGCUUCGCCAUCGCUUCUCGUAAUCGGCUUCCGAAGUCAUGUCAAGAGUGGUCGCCUCUCCCAAUCGCGCUGAGCGGCCCUGAUCUCCAGCCCUUCCCACACCUCGCCUCGUGCUUGAUCUUUGCCGUUACGAUAGCUGCAGUUUGCGACAUUUCUCGCCCGUUUUGGUGGAGAAUUGCGAAUGUAAGAGGCGGGGAAUUGUCCGGUAUCGUCGUCUUCGAGAACAGUCGUCAUUGUUUUUUCUUCGGGAUUGGUUGUUUGUGCAGUCAGAGCAACCAAAAUCUUCGCUUGGAGGUUCUCGUGUCUAAUCCAAGAAAUCUUUAGGAUGGAUUAAUUCUUGGUUGGUCAGGGGAAGAGGCAGCUUUUGUGAAGUUUGAACUGUUGCAACCGCACAAAUUCGACGUAAUUGAGACAGUUGGCUAUAAUAUGGAGAUGACGUAUGGAUAGCUAAAAGGGUCUAAUCAACGUAGGGUGAAGAUUCAAGAUGGGAAAUUCUCGUUCAUUUGGCGCCAGUGCAAAUGUGCCCGAACACAAUGGAGGGCAGCUUUUCGUGUCCCUUAAAUUACACAAAACUGAUGGCCAACCCAUGCCACUUAAUGCUGUUCCUCACGUCACAGGUUCAAUGCCCAUUGUGGGUUUAUGGGAUCCUGUCAAGGCUACGGCUAUGGAGGGAGAAUCGUCAACAGUUUGGGAAUUAAGUUUUGUAGUGCCCUCUGAUCAUGAUACCCUGGAGUUUAAAUUUGUUCUAAAGCCAGUGGACAAUGAACGUGAGGGUGUCUUUGAAGAGGGUCCAAACCGGAUUCUGAAAGCAGGUGUUAUGUCUGGAGGCCCAGGGCCAAUGGCUAAAUUCCUCCUUCCAAGGGAAUAUGGUGUGGGCACACUUGAAUUACCCGUCAGCGUCGCCACAGAUUCUGUUUCCCCGUUUGCGCUUGCAGCCAGCUGGCGAGCACUAAAAAAGAACAUUAAGCCAUAUGGAACCCGCGUUCUAGGCAUUCCUGAUGUAUCACUUGAUCAGAUUUCGGAGAGCAGGCAAUACGGCUUAAAUGCGUGGAUUAAGAAGUCGGAUGUACAGAAGUUUUCUUCGGGUAACCCUUCACCGAUUCCGCCUGAUCACAGUGCGCAGCAUGCGCUGGAGCUAGAUAUAGAGCAUUAUGAGGUACCUCCUCCAGGCAGUGUUUUCAAGCACAGUGUAUAUGCUGCUGAUGCAACUGAGUUUCCUCGAGGAAACUUAGAACGUUCUGCUGCUGUGCCUGUGCCGUUCUAUGGGGAGAGUCUCAAGUACAAGCGUCGGCAGGGUAACCCAACCCCGCUGUCCAAGAAAGAAAAUAACACAGACCGAAGUGUCUCGGUGAAGGACCUUGUGGCACUGGGAGAUUCUGACGCUGUACCUGUGCAAGCAGCAGUUUCAGAGGGUGAAUCAGCUUCUCGCGAUCUGAAGACAUCUUCAAAAGCUGUUGGAGGUCACUCGCCAAGGUUAAUUGAGAUCGGUAGCGACAUGAGUCAGAUUGAAUCACAACUUAAUGAUUACGCUGAAACAGAAGAAUCAGGAGGAUCCAAAAGUAUGCCAGAAGCGGCGGGGGCUGUUGCGGCGGCUGCUGUGGCAGAUCGACUUUUGGGAGCAAAGGAGCGGCGCCAGCUUGCAAUCGUCCUGGUUGGGUUACCGGCUCGUGGAAAGACAUUCACUGCAGCUAAACUGACCAGAUAUUUGCGGUGGUUAGGUCAUGACACCAAGCACUUCAAUGUUGGCAAGUAUCGGCGGCUGCAGCUUGGUUGUAAUCAGAGUGCAGAUUUCUUCCGAGGUGAUAAUCAAGAGGGCAUUGAUGCUCGAAAUGAGGUGGCUGCUCUAGCAAUGGAAGACAUGCUUGCUUGGAUGGAAGAAGGUGGUCAGGUGGGGGUGUUCGACGCUACCAACAGCACAAAUGCACGUCGAAAAAUGCUCAUGAAAUUGGCAGAAGGGAAAUGCAAGAUAAUUUUCUUAGAGACGAUAUGCAACGAUCGGGCUAUGAUUAAUACUAACAUUGAGCUGAAGAUUCAACAGAGUCCUGAUUAUGCAGAUGCGACUGAUCAUGAAGCUGCUCUUCAAGAUUUCAAGGCUCGUCUCAGCAACUAUGAAAAGAUGUACGAGCCAGUAACUGAGGGUUCCUAUAUAAAGAUGAUCGACAUGGUCAGUGGGAGAGGGAAAAUGGAGGUGAACAGCAUUAGUGGUUACCUUCCUGGUCGAAUUGUGUUUUUUCUGUUAAACACUCACAUCACGCCCAGGCCAAUUUUAUUAACUCGACACGGUGAGAGCCAAGACAAUGUUAGAGGUCGUCUUGGUGGUGAUCCUCCUCUUAGUGAGGCGGGAGAGAAAUAUGCUCUUAAGCUAGCAGAUUUUGUUCACAAACGCCUGAAAAACGAGCGCACGGCAUCUAUUUGGACGAGCACUUUGCAGAGGACUUUGCUUACAGCACGUCACAUCUCUGGUUUUCCAAAGGUUCAAUGGCGGGCACUGGAUGAAAUCAAUUCUGGUGUUUGUGAUGGUAUGUCGUAUCUGGAAGUCAAAGAAACCAUGCCAGAAGAGUAUUUGGCUCGGGAGCAAGACAAAUUACGAUAUAGAUAUCCGCGAGGGGAAUCCUAUUUGGAUGUCAUACAAAGGUUGGAGCCAGUGAUUAUUGAACUAGAGAGACAGCGUUCGCCUGUGGUUGUCAUUGCGCAUCAAGCAGUUCUGCGCUCUCUGUAUGCGUAUUUUUCGGACAAACCUCUGAAAGAAGUGCCUCACAUCGAGAUGCCACUUCACACCAUUAUUGAGAUUCAAAUGGGAGUAACCGGUAUUCAGGAGAAACGAUAUAAGCUCAUGGAGACCCAAAGCACCAAGUAUGCCGAGUUUCCAUGAGCAUUCACAUUACAAAGCAGAUUUCCUUGGCUCAAGAGGACUCUAUUGGCUAGGUUUCAAACAGGCCAUCCCGUUCCUGUGACUAUUGAAAAUCCAGGUUAAGUUAAAUGAAUCUAGUGUUGUUCCUGUGAAAUAUCCAAGAUCGCAUAAACGUGCCUUCUUUAAUUGCAGUUAUGCAGGAAUUGCAGCGAACCAUUUCAUUCUUGAACUCAAUGUUCGUUCAUGACUUUGGUGUUCAAUUAUGGCUCAGUAUAUUUUUAAAUUUAUAAUUUUUUUUUUGCGUGCACAAUGCACUGUUUUGUAGAAAAGAAGUCGAUUUUUCUAGUGAAGGUACUUGAGAAAUAUAAUUAUUGAAAAACGUGCUUGGAACUGAAGUUAGGGUAGCUAGAAAACCCGAAAAAUAUGUAUUUAAAAAAAUGAUGGGAUUGUCAUAUUUAUUUACAUUCAGAA
Molecule: messenger RNA, 3375 nt
Organism: Physcomitrium patens
Lineage: Eukaryota; Viridiplantae; Streptophyta; Bryopsida; Funariales; Funariaceae
Source: RefSeq, a predicted model, not a curated record